AUGUACAAAAAUAAAAACAAAAAGCCUUGCCACACUUGUGCAGCUACAAAGUGUUGUAAUAAUUCUAGAAAAAGUAGUGUUAGCUUUUUUUCGUUUCCAAAAGAUGUUAAUAGGGCAAAAAUUUGGUUAAUGGCAUGUGGACGAGAAGAUUUAUUGGAUAAGGCAGAACGUUUACAUACAAGUCAUCGUCUUUGUGGUACUCAUUUCGACAAUAAGAUGUUUCUGAAUGAUAUGAGAAAUCGAUUACAACCUUCUGCAGUUCCCACAAACUUUCCUUUAGUGGAGGGCUCAUCAACUUUUGAUCAUACUUAUUCUGCAGUAGUCCAAAACAUAUGUCUUCUAAGAUGUCCUAUUAAUGAAGAAAUAGUGAAAAGUUCAUCUAUGGAUAUAGAGAAAAAUGUUAGUAUUAAACAUAAACCAUCCACUAUAACUGUACUUCAGGAUAAUACUAUUACUCCUGGUAACAACAUAUUCCAUGGUGAACCUGGAAACUAA
Molecule: messenger RNA, 495 nt
Organism: Diabrotica balteata
Lineage: Eukaryota; Metazoa; Arthropoda; Insecta; Coleoptera; Chrysomelidae
Source: the annotation of a GenBank genome assembly